Triplophysa rosa is the source of this 2861-nucleotide messenger RNA. It is a transcript of the gene ccdc3a, whose product is annotated as coiled-coil domain containing 3a. The coding region runs from base 548 to 1387 and encodes 279 amino acids. Gene Ontology annotation, biological process: negative regulation of gene expression. The record is from RefSeq and is a predicted model, not a curated record. The transcript has 3 exons. Gene Ontology annotation, cellular component: extracellular region. Lineage: Eukaryota; Metazoa; Chordata; Actinopteri; Cypriniformes; Nemacheilidae.
UGAUACAAAGCAGGACGAUAUAUUUCAAUUGAAUGCUUCAAAAACACCUUAAGUGUUCUUUUGUAAAGCAUCUUUGUGUUCUUUUGUAUCUAUUGGUCUGUUUUACUCCAUUAAAGUAGUGAAUUCAUUUAUGUUAUAAAUAAAACAUCAGAAACGCACAUUUUGCCCUGGAAUGCAGCGCAACUCGUGGAGAGCAGCAGGACACCGUGCGCUUAUUGGUUGACCAAAUUUUGGGGCCGUCCGAUUGGCCCGAGACGAACUUUAGGUGUGAUUGAUAGAUAGGGGACGUGAGAACUUUUUCACUGGUUUCACUGGUCAGCACCAGUCAGUUAGUACAGGUUGGGACACUGUGAACUGACCCCGGGGCGCAGGGUGUGUGCGCCAUUAAACGUUUUGGUUUUUAAAAGAAGAUGCUCUUAGAAUUACAAAUGCACUGCGGUUUAUUGGAUAACCUGGGUGGUUUUGCGUUGAAAGUAUUUAAACUGCAUAACUGUUGUACUGUUCCAGUGGUUGAAUAGCUGUGCGCAGUGUGCGAACACUUUUACGCAUGGGUUUAAUUGGCACGGUAAGGAUGCGCAUUGCGCUUCUGGUGACUCUGGGUUGCGGCUUCGCGUUUGCCUGUCAGCUGCCCACCGAGUGGCGACCCCUCAGCGAGGGCUGUCGGGCCGAACUCGCCGAGAUCAUCGUGUACGCCAAGGUGCUCGCCAUCCACGAGGAGCCGUACGUGUCCAGCCUGUACAACUACCUGCCGUACCAACAGUACGAGCGCGCCGAGGACGCGCUGCUGUACGCGGCGGAGGUUGAGUUGCUGUGUGACCAGGCGUGGGGCAGCAUGCUGGAGGUGCCCGCGGGAUCGCGCCUUAACCUCACGGGACUCGGGUACUUCAGCUGUCAAUCGCACACGGUGAUGGAGAACAACUCUUACAUCUUUUUUCUCAGGAUGGAUGAAAACUACAACAUCCUCCCUCAUGGAGUGAACUUCCAAGAUGCCAUAUUCCCAGAUACGCUGGAGAACAAACGACUGUUUUCCAGUCUCUUCCAGUUCUCAAACUGCUCUGCUGGACAGACGGUGUACAACUUUAAUAGUGACUGGGAGAGCCAGGAGGACAGCAGGCUGAUGUGUUCCUCCAUGCAGAAGGUGCUGAUGGAGGAGGAGGAGCGGGUCGGGCAGCUCCAGGAGCUCGUGGCCGAGCUUGAGAGAAAGAAUAAACAAUUGAGACAUCGCGUCGGGAAACUGCGACAUUCACUGCGGAAGACCCGGAGAGCAUCACGUCGCGCUCAGAGGGAACGGCAGGAGCUGCGAGAACACCUGAGCACGGAAGAAAGGCAUGCCGGACAUCAUCUUAAUGCCAUCCCACCCCGACACAGAAACACACAUAGACUGUGAGCUUCAACAAACAAACACAGGGCACCCACUGACACUUACACAACAAACACAAACACUCUUACAGACUGCACAGGGUGGUCUGUUUGUCACAAUAUAAUGACUGCUUAAAUCAUUUCUGUUUGCUUUAAGGUCAACAUGAAUAGGUCACCCAAAAAUGAAAAUCAUUUACUCACCCUCUUGUCAUUUCAAACCUGUAUGAAUUUCUUUCUUUCGUAGAACACAAAAGAAGAUAUUUUGAAGAAUGUUGUUAACCGGCUCCCAUUCACUUGCACUGGUUUUGUGUCCAUAAAAUAGAAGUGAAUGGGUGCCGAUGCUGUUCGGUUGCCAACUUAUCUUCUUUUGUGUUCUGCAGAAAAAAGAAAGUCAUACAGGUUUGAAAUAACAAGAGGGUGAGUAAAUGAUGACAUAGUUUUCAUUUACUCUUGACCGAAUUUUCAUUUAAAGUUUCAAUUUUCAGAAUUUUCAUUUCUUUGCUCUCUUAUAAUACACAUUCCUGAUAAUGUUGUGCAAGAUUCAUCAGCGCACAUUAUUCCAAAGAAAGAAAUGUUUGUGUGGUUUAGUUAAACUCUGUUUUGCUGUUGAUAUAACAAUGGUUUGAGAAUGACAGAAAAAUAACGGUAGAUUUAAAUGUUCAGCUCCAAAAAUGCUGUAAAUUGCACACUUUGUAUUUCAUUUCAGCCUUAGGUGCGAUAUAUAUUUUUGUUUUAUUAACCUUCUUUAAGUUUGUACUUAAGAAAUGAAUCCUCUUUGUUAAGAAAUUUAAGAUUAUAAUUUUUGCCAUCCAAAAUACAAUGUGAAAGAGGGUGUGCCUGGAUUUCUUUGUGGUUUAGUUUUGCCUGCUUUCCUGGUUACCGAGUGAAUAGUUUAAACUGCUGGUUAGGGGUGAAAUGUGUUCAGAUUCAUCUAGUGCUAAACAUCUCAGACAAAACCAGUACAACAACAUUCUUUACUGAGUUUAGUCCAGUUCGAUUGUAUCAAUUUGAUAUGAUUCAUAAAUAUCUUCCAACUGAAAAUAUGUAGGAUAUAGGAUAAUGGAAUACCUUAUCUUGUCAUACGACAUUUGACAUAUUUUCAUUUUGAAGAAAUGCCAAAAACAAUGACCCAUUAUCUUUGCUACUUUAUAUUGUUUGGGUGAGUUUUAUGUAAAACUUGUAAAUAAAUAAAUCAAAGCAAUUAGGCUAUAAUCUGCAUUAUUUUUAAGAGCACUUAGUGCCGUGUGACAUUAUUGUGAUGAUAAUUUAGCACAUUGUGCCGCUUAAUUUCCAUUACCAUAAUGUGUCUGGAUGUUUUACUCAUGAGCUUGUCUGUAAUUCUCAUUAUUCACCACAAUUAUUAUCAUUAGAAUCUCAUUACUGUAAUUGACUAAUGAAAAUCAUGCUGUUUCAUCCGGUGAUUUUUUAUAUAAAAUUAGCCUAAAUUAAUGCAUUACAGCAAAAACAAUCACGAUCCAUAAAUACUUUACAAUUCAAAUAUU